Messenger RNA from Sinocyclocheilus rhinocerous, 1421 nucleotides. Its product is annotated as neuroligin-1-like. NCBI's taxonomy places the organism in Eukaryota, Metazoa, Chordata, Actinopteri, Cypriniformes, Cyprinidae. Bases 693 to 1421 code for a protein of 242 amino acids. The record is from RefSeq and is a predicted model, not a curated record. The transcript is spliced from 4 exons.
GCAAGUGGAGAUAUCAGCAUUGUAUCAACCCGCGAACCCACAAUCGUGAGGAACGAGGGUAAAAAAAACCCUCUCUAGUCUUUUACCUUCAUUGCGACACCUAAAGAACUGCACCGGGAUGUGUUUUUUUCUGAUGAGACGACGGAUUGUGGAUUAACAUCAGUCUUAAAACUGCAUUAGGGAAAUCAUAUGCUGUUUUACUCUGCGAAAUAGUUGGACCAAAUCAUGUCGCUGUCACAGAUGUUUCGUGCUUGAGCUUUUCCUUCGUUUGGAUUGUAUUUUUCCCUCCUCCUGCCGUCAUUAGUGGGAGACGCACUCUGGAAAUGUAGGGAAUGGCAAAGAGUAUUGGAAAUAGAGCUUCAUGGAUAUAGACCAACUACUGCACCGGGCUUGAUUUAUCUGUGGACAACCUGCCGCAAAUGCCUCCCCCACCCCUGCCCCGUACAUAGCCAGGAUGGAAAGCUUCGUUGUCAAUAGGAUGGGACCUGACGAAUAGCUGGUCUUGAUCAAGAUGUUGCUCGGAUCCGUAUUUAAAUCCAUGUGGGAAUACUUGCAAUGCAAAGAGGCUUUGAGAUUUUUGACAGCUUCGCUCUCGGAACAUCUGGCACCUUGGGUUUGAUCUUUUCUUUCGUGCAAGUGGAUAUAAACUAGUACAUCCGCUCUUUGCGGGACAAGCGUGAAGAGGAUUGAACAUGCCCUUCCAACAGCCAAACCGCCUGGGCGGUGUCUGGAGGGCCAUGUGUCCGCGGCUAGGCCUCAGUGCUAGCCUGGAUCUGCCGUUCUUGUGUUGGAUAUUAGGCUUGGCCCUGCACACCCAGCUGGCAGCCUCGCAAAAACUGGACGAAAUGGACCCCGUUGUCACUACAACUUACGGCAAACUGCGGGGAUUCAAAAAGGAACUCAACAAUGAGAUUCUGGGGCCUGUCAUCCAGUUCCUGGGUGUCCCCUACGCAGCACCUCCCACAGGCGAAAGGCGCUUCCAACCGCCCGAGCCGCCUGUUUCAUGGUCAGAUAUCCGUAACGCAACUCAGUUUGGCCCCGUAUGUCCCCAAACCCUGCUGGAGGGCAGGCUACCGGACGUUAUGCUGCCGGUUUGGUUCACCAACAGUGUUGAAGUGGUCUCGUCUUACGUACAGGACCAGAGCGAGGAUUGCUUAUUCUUAAACAUAUACGUGCCAAUGGAGGAUGACAUUCGUGAAAGCGGGAGCCCCAAACCGGUGAUGGUUUUCAUUCAUGGAGGAUCGUAUAUGGAAGGAACAGGAAAUAUGUUUGACGGAAGCAUCUUGGCCAGUUACGGCAACGUCAUCGUCAUAACCGUAAACUAUCGGCUUGGUGUGCUCGGCUUGUCUGGGGUUCACCUAAGCUCCGGAGCAGCCUCUGGGAAAGGUGCUGUAAUGGUGAGAGGACCUAAUGGAUUAUAG